AUGAAGGAGGCCGAUCUGGAAGAACAGUAUGCCCGCUUUCCGAAGAUCAAGCGAUCGGAGGUGCAAAAGUUUGUCGAAUGGAUUCAUGUCCAGCCGCACAUCUCGAAGCAAUUCUCGGAGGGCGAAGCCCUGCAUUUCUUUCACGCCUGCCGCUACAGCAUGGAGGUGGCCAAACAAGUGCUGGAUAUCAAUCUCACGGCCCGCACCCACCUAGAUGAGUUCUUUGUGAACCUCGACAGCGAGCGACCGGAGCUACGGCGGGCCAUGAAAACAAUUUCUAUUGUUCCGCUGCCUGGAGCUACUCCCGAAGGCUAUCGUGUGAUUGUCGCCAAACUCGAAGACCUCAAUGCAUCGAAUUAUAACUUUGCGGAUGCCAUGAAACUAUAUUGCAUGAUAUUCGACUUUUGGAUGUACGAAGAUGGAAUACAGCCCGGCCAUGUGAUUGUAAUCGAUCUGAAGGGCUGUGCCCUGGGGCACUUGGCCCGCAUUGGACUUCUACAAAUGAAGAAAUUCCUCUUCUACCUGCAGGAAGCGGCUGCCAUACGACUGAUUGGUUUCCACUUUGUUAACAUUGUGCCUUUUAUGGACAAGAUUAUGGCUCUUAUGAAUCCGUUUAUGAAGAAGGAGUUGACAAGCGUUCUCCAUAUGCACAAUGACAUCAAUGACUUCUAUAAAUUUGUACCGCGCGAAAUGCUGCCAAAGGACUACGGCGGACCGGGGGAGGAGACCAGUCUGGCCAAGGAGAUCUAUUACAAGAAACUGUUGAACAAUCGCAAAGAGAUGCUCGAGUUUGAGACGCGCCAUCAGGUUAAUGAGAAACUGAGGCCCGGGAAAGCCAAGACCGUCUCCGAUCUCUUUGGCAUCGAGGGAAACUUCAAGAAGUUGGACAUUGAUUAAAAAUUUGUGGCAUUACUAUUACUGUUAAGAGGCAGAAUUAAUUGUUUACAGGUGUUUGAUAGUACUAAUAAAAUAUUCGUUAAUUGUUUA
Molecule: messenger RNA, 987 nt
Organism: Drosophila pseudoobscura
Lineage: Eukaryota; Metazoa; Arthropoda; Insecta; Diptera; Drosophilidae
Product: alpha-tocopherol transfer protein-like
Exons: 5
Coding region: 1-897 (298 amino acids)
Cellular component (GO): membrane
Molecular function (GO): phosphatidylinositol bisphosphate binding
Source: RefSeq, a predicted model, not a curated record